AUGCCCUUUUAUUCAUUUUUCAAAGGUAUUUUUACUUAGAAGACUACCUACUAUUAUCAAAGGAAAGUUGUCAAGAAGAAUAUGCUGAUAGUGGUAGCUAAACCAGAGGAUGAAGCUGAAUUUUUCUUGCCAGUAAUUGAUUACAUGAAACGAUUCAAUCACAUCUACAUAUUAGCCAUCUCAAAUGGGAGUUAAGAUGGGAAUGGGAAGCAAAAAGAGAAGGAAUUCGCUGCUAGUUGCAAAUUAUUAGGUAUAGAGGAUUAUGCUGUAUAUGAUGAACCUGAUUUGCAAUUUGGGGAAAAAGAGUUUUGGGAGUCUGAUAGAGUAGCAGAUGUAAUCACCAAGCAUUUGACCAGUAGAUAGGGAGAAGGUGAAAUUGAUUUUAUCAUUACCUACGACGCUAAUGGUUAGACUUAUCAUCCAAAUAGAAUGGCAGUUCACAGAGGAAUAUCUAAAGUGUUUGAAGAUCGCAAAUUUACCUUAGAUGUAAUGACUCUCAGAACAGUGGGUAAAUGUAAAAGAUAUUCUGCUUACUUUGAUUGCCAAAAUGUAAUGUACGACACUAUGAACUACUUUAAAAUAUUUCCAAAUGCUGCUAUUAAAGCAAGAGGCUGCUAUAGCACAUCUAAUAAAUCCAGGAAUAUCCUCAAGGCAAUAUUCUGCAGAUAUACCUAUUUGAAUGAUCUUGAGCAUUUCACUCACACUCCUGAGAAAUAUGGAGAAAAGAAGAAAGAAGAAGUUAAAUAAUCUGAUUAAAAAGAGAUUAAAGAAUGA
This is a messenger RNA of Stylonychia lemnae, 774 nucleotides long. The record is from the annotation of a GenBank genome assembly. Lineage: Eukaryota; Ciliophora; Spirotrichea; Sporadotrichida; Oxytrichidae.